Molecule: messenger RNA, 477 nt
Organism: Ostreococcus tauri
Lineage: Eukaryota; Viridiplantae; Chlorophyta; Mamiellophyceae; Mamiellales; Bathycoccaceae
Product: Protein of unknown function DUF1168
Exons: 1
Coding region: 1-477 (158 amino acids)
Biological process (GO): negative regulation of protein kinase activity
Cellular component (GO): nucleolus
Molecular function (GO): protein kinase inhibitor activity; protein kinase binding; double-stranded RNA binding
Source: RefSeq, a predicted model, not a curated record
AUGCGCCGCCCGCUCGCCCUCGUCCUGCGCGACGACCAAGCGCGCGCGCUCGUCGCCGCGUCCACCGCCGCCGUGGACGCGAGCGACGAACGAGCGCGACGCGCGCGUGACGCCGACGUGCUCGAGGUGAAAUUGCGAGCGAUUCAAGACAACGUGAAAACGUCGCACCUCGGACGCGACGUCCAGGGCUCGCAAGCGGGCGCGUCGAGCGGAGAGUUCCACACGUACAGAGAACAGCGCCGGCGGGAGCGCGCGCGGUUGGACGCGAUGGAGCGGGAGGCGGUGGCGGCGGACGCGGCGGCGGCGCGCGAGGCGAAACUGCACGCGGCGCGGGACGCGUUGGAGACGAAGACGGCGAAGAAUAGGGCGAAACGGGCGAAAUUGAAGGCGAAAUUGAAGGCGAAACGGGCGAAGACGAAGAGUGGGGGGGUGGGUGAUGAAGGGGUGGAAGAGGGUGGGGUGGAUGACGUCGAGUAG